Panicum virgatum (switchgrass) is the source of this 1417-nucleotide messenger RNA. Its product is annotated as purple acid phosphatase 4-like. The record is from RefSeq and is a predicted model, not a curated record. Bases 113 to 1159 code for a protein of 348 amino acids. Gene Ontology annotation, molecular function: ferric iron binding; acid phosphatase activity; ferrous iron binding. The transcript is spliced from 7 exons. Lineage: Eukaryota; Viridiplantae; Streptophyta; Magnoliopsida; Poales; Poaceae.
UUGGACACACAAACAAUCGAGAGCGAGCGCCUCGCCAUCCCGUGAGCUCCUUCUCUUAAUUUUUCUUCUUCUUCUUCCUCGAGCAGUCGCCGGAGGUGCUCAGUGCUCUGCAAUGGCUCGAGUAGUUGGGAUCCUGCUCGCCGUUGUUGUGGCUGCGGCGGCGUCGCUGCUUGCGCCGGUGGCGGCCGAACUGACGCGGGUGGAGCACCCGCCCAAGACCGAGGGGUCGCUCAACAUCCUUGCCGUCGGCGACUGGGGGCGGCGCGGGCAGUACAACCAGACCCUGGUUGCCGAGCAGAUGGGAGUGGUGGGGGAGAAACUGGACAUCGACUUCGUCAUCUCCACCGGCGACAACAUCUACGACGACGGCAUCGCCAACACCAGCGACCCACUCUUCAAGGAGUGCUUCACCAACAUCUACACCGCCCAGAGCCUCCAGAAGCCUUGGUACAUUGGUAAUGCACUCUGCAUUACAUGUUACUCGAUCACACACAUUACUAUUGUGCAUGCCCUCAGAGUCCUUGGCAAUCAUGACUACACCGGCAACGCGCUGGCGCAGCAGGACCCUGCCAUCCGCGAAGUGGACAGCCGGUACCUCGCCAUUGCCAAGUCCUUCAUCGUCAACUCAGAAAUCGCGGACUUCUUCCUCGUCGACACGUCGCCGUUCUACCUCAAGUACUGGAACAGCAGCAAGUACGAUUGGAGAAACGUAGCUCCUCGCGACACCUACAUCGAAACCCUCCUCAAGGAUCUGGACGACGCGCUGACGCAAUCCGAGGCGCCCUGGAAGAUCGUCGUCGGCCACCACCCCAUCAGCAGCGGCUGCGAGCAUGGGAACACCACCGAGCUCCAGCAGCUGCUCCGGCCCAUCCUCGAGGCGCGUGGUGCUGACAUGUACGUGAACGGCCAUGACCACUGCCUGCAGCACAUCAGCAGCAGGAACAGCCCUGUGCAAUUUAUGACGAGCGGCGGUGGGUCCAAGGCAUGGGCAGGCAAGUUCAAGACCACCUCGGACAAGAUCGAGUUCAUCUACGACGGGCAGGGGUUCAUGUCGAUGCAGCUGAGCAAGACGGAGGCGCACCUCGUCUUCUACGACGUCGCCGGCAACGUCCUGCACACCUAUGACAGCAGCAAGACCGAAGAUGAUGAUGAACACUAGCUGGCUAGAUCGCCUACAAGCUAGGCCGCAGACAGCACUGUGAUUGGUAAAUCAGAUCAGGCUAUUGUUUAUUAACUGUUUGUCUGGAAAAAGUUGGUGUGUGUGUGUGUUGUUGUUGGUGUGUGUGUGUGUUGUUGUUGUUGUGUGUCGUCUGUGACAAUGUGAAGAUCGAUGUGCGUGGUGUGCAGAAGAGAGAAUGGUAUCUUCUGUGGAAUUAAUAACACUACUGGAAAAUAGGCUUAUUGUACCGGUUGUUGA